Suricata suricatta (meerkat) is the source of this 11970-nucleotide messenger RNA. RefSeq names its product calcium/calmodulin dependent protein kinase IV (gene CAMK4). The record is from RefSeq and is a predicted model, not a curated record. Bases 293 to 1780 code for a protein of 495 amino acids. NCBI's taxonomy places the organism in Eukaryota, Metazoa, Chordata, Mammalia, Carnivora, Herpestidae. The transcript is spliced from 12 exons. Gene Ontology annotation, molecular function: calcium/calmodulin-dependent protein kinase activity; ATP binding; calmodulin binding. Gene Ontology annotation, biological process: protein phosphorylation.
CUCUCCGGCUGGCGGCGACCGGGUUCUCCCUCCACACCCUCUCCCAGUUCCUGGCCCCCUUCUCCACCCACCCUCCGUACCUCCCUCCCUCCCGGGCGUGCCGGAGAAGAGCCGCAGCCUGCGCGCGGCCCAGGGCGCCGGGGGAGGCGGCGGCGGCGGCGGUGGGUGUGUGCGUGUGUGUGAAGGACGCCACCUCUUGCUCCUGCUUUCGCAGGCGGCGGCGGGCGGCGGGGCUUCUCGCUCCUGCAGCGGCGGCGACAGCGGUGGCGGCUUCCGGAGUCCCGCCGCGAAGAUGCUCAAAGUCACGGUGCCCUCGUGCUCCGCCUCGUCCUGCUCUUCGGUCACCGCCAGUGUGGCCCCGGGAGCCGGGAGCCUCGUCCCGGACUACUGGAUCGAAGGUUCCAACAGGGAUGCUUUGAGCGAUUUCUUCGAGGUGGAGUCGGAGCUGGGACGGCCUUUGACCAAUAGAGUGAUAUCCAGUUCAUUCUGCACUGACCAAGCUGCAUCAUUCCAGAGGAGGAACAGGGGUGCUACAUCCAUUGUGUACAGAUGCAAACAGAAGGGGACCCAGAAGCCUUAUGCUCUCAAAGUGUUAAAGAAAACAGUGGACAAAAAAAUCGUAAGAACUGAGAUAGGAGUUCUUCUUCGCCUCUCACAUCCAAACAUUAUAAAACUUAAAGAGAUAUUUGAAACCCCUACAGAAAUCAGUCUGGUCCUGGAACUAGUCACGGGAGGAGAGCUGUUUGACAGGAUUGUGGAAAAAGGAUAUUAUAGUGAACGAGAUGCUGCAGAUGCUGUUAAACAAAUCCUGGAGGCAGUUGCUUACCUACAUGAAAAUGGGAUUGUUCAUCGUGAUCUCAAACCAGAGAAUCUUCUCUAUGCAACUCCAGCCCCAGAUGCACCACUCAAAAUCGCUGAUUUUGGACUCUCUAAAAUUGUGGAACAUCAAGUGCUCAUGAAGACAGUGUGCGGAACCCCAGGGUACUGCGCACCUGAAAUCCUUAGAGGCUGUGCCUAUGGACCUGAGGUGGACAUGUGGUCUGUCGGAAUAAUCACCUACAUCUUACUUUGUGGAUUUGAACCAUUCUAUGAUGAAAGAGGUGAUCAGUUCAUGUUCAGGAGAAUUCUGAAUUGUGAAUACUACUUUAUCUCCCCCUGGUGGGAUGAAGUAUCUCUAAAUGCCAAGGACUUGGUUAGAAAAUUGAUUGUUUUGGAUCCUAAGAAACGACUGACUACUUUCCAAGCUCUCCAGCACCCAUGGGUCACAGGUAAAGCAGCUAAUUUUGUACACAUGGAUACUGCUCAAAAGAAGCUUCAAGAAUUCAAUGCUCGGCGCAAGCUUAAGGCAGCAGUGAAGGCCGUGGUGGCCUCUUCCCGGCUGGGAAGUGCCAGCAGCGGCCAUGGCAGCAUCCAAGAGAGCCAGAAGGCUGGCCAAGCACCGAUUCAGGAUGGCAGUGAAGAUGUUAAAUCUGUUUCUGAAGAAGAGGAAGUUCAAGGAGGUGGGGCCCAAGUGGCUGCUGAGGGGGCAGAGUCUGAGCUGAUGAAGGUACAGUCCAUAGGAGAAAUUAAAGAUGCUGAUUUAAAUGCUGCCAAGGCCACCAACAUGGUGCCCAAGGCCCUAGAAGAUGGCACAGAGGGGGCUGACCCGGAAAUAGAGAAAGGCCUCGUAGAGGAGAAGCUGAAGACGGCGGAGGAAGCAGGAGCCCCCAAACAAGGGCAAGAAAACCCAGCUGUGGUAUUUGGAGCUCAGCAGAAAGAUGUCAUCCUGCCAGAGUACUGAUUUGGCUUCUUUCCAGUUGGAGGCCAAAUUUGGGCACUUUGUAUGUAACGUUUUGUCCUUCAGCAAGGAAGGUGUGGAAGCAUGAUCUGCAUUAUAGUGAUUCUGUUUUUUGAGGUGCAAAAAAAUACAUAUAUAUCAGUUGGUAAUCCUAACUUCUUGCAUGUGACUGCUUUAUGAAAAAAUACUGUCUUCUAUGGUAUGUAAUGGAUACCUAAUGCCGAUGACUUAAAUUUGAAAUUGCGAGUAAACAACAUAACAUUUAAAAAUACACAUUUUCAGGGACCGGUAGCACACAUUUGAAGUAACUAGUAACAUUAUUUUUGCCAUCCUUUGGAUUUCUUCACAAGGCAGUAAUUCCUUUGGACUGUUGCUCAAGUAAUAAUAGGUAGUGCUGUAAGACAUGUUCCCAUGGCAUUCACAUUAUACUUUCCAGUGUGUUCAAACUGUACACGAGGAGACGGUUAUAGGCUAUAGUUUGGUGGUACAUACAAAAAAUCCCACUUACAAUGAUAAGGAAUUGAAGUGUACUUAGGGGCCAUGAAACAAAAUGCCCUUAAAGCUUGGGUAGCGAAUGCUUUCUUAUUUUGUCCUUAUUUAUACAUACUAUAUUACUAAUAACCGAAAAUGUUCUAUCACAAAAUCCUGCCAUUUUACAGUCCUGGAGAAAGUAUUUUACAAACUCCUGCUGAGGGAUAUAUGCCUUCCUUCUCAUGCUAAUACAGUUUCUUUCUCAUGGACAACCCUUAAGGUAGGCUAAAGAAAUUGAAGGAAGAAAAGGAGCUAAACCUGGACUUAAACUAACAAAGGCUGACUGCUAGUCAUUUCCAGAUAAAAUUGGAUUAAUUCAUGAGUCUGUACAACUUUAAAGACAGUGACAUUCUUAUGAAUAAACUCUGUUAUUUACCAAGUUUCAAAUAUUUAGAAAAACGUACCCCACAGGCUGGUGCCAAAAUGUCUGAAUAGAGUGAGAAUAAUAUACUAUUAUAAGAUCAUUCACUUUACUAGAGUAAGGAAACUUUUGUUUAUGAAGGUCCUUUUCCCCUUCAGUUGAUGAUUAUCUAGAUAUAUUGCUUAUGAACUAGAGAUAUUUCAGAAUAUCUGGUAUGUCUUUUUCUCAUAUUUGGAAUAGAAGUGCCCACAUUUUACAAUGUAGUUUUUUAGUUUCUAUGCCAAGAAAUUUAGGACAGUGCAAAGUUUUAUUUACCUUGAAAAAAGAGAGAGAGAGAGAUUGCAAAUCAGACUCACAAGAAGCCGUAACAUUAGACCUAAUACUUCACUAUGAUUUUUUUUCAAAGUAUUUUUCUUCGAUUUUUCAUAUGAACACUUUUCCCUUAUAGAAAUCACACUUAAAUUCCAAGUACUUCAUAUUUCUUUCUAGUUUGAGAUGAAGUGAACAUUUUUAUCAAAUUAUGCAUCACAUUGUAGGUUCCCUCAGUUUUAAAAAAGGAUUAUUUUCAGAGACCAAAAUGAUGGGCAAUAAAAAUGACUGUCACAUAAAAAUCUUCAUCAAGAAAAUAUCUUAAAUUCUUUUAGCUCUUUCUCAAAACUGUCAAAUUGGAAAAUGAACUUAAAUCUCUGAUUCCUGUGGGCUCCUGGACCUUGGUAGACAUUCUGCUUUCCAAGCAUAAAUCUUCCUUUACCGCCGUUCCCAUGAGAAGAAGAAAAGGUAGGACUUCUCAUCGUCCAUGGUUUAGGGGCCUGACGGGUCACCAACAUGGACAGAGGAAAAAGUCCUUAAAGAGCACAUCAUCUGGGCUCAGAAGAUUAUUUUUUGUUUUAUUUUUAUUAGCCAGUAGAAAGUACUUAUUUUCUCCCCUUUCUUUCCUUCCCUCUAUAUUCUCUCAGAAUUUCCAGAUUAGUGAUUAUAAAGGGCUCACUCUUUAAUCUGUAAGAAUGCCUUCUUCACUAAGCAUUAACAUUUCCAUUUAAGAAGAUCAGUUGCCUGGUAUACUUUUCCUAAUGAGAAGUAGCAGGCAGAUAGGGCAGGUGUCCCAUAUACUGGAAAAGGAGAGAAGAGAGGGAAAUGGACCUUACUGGACAGUGGCUUUGUUGGAAGAGCGUCCACCCGCACGGUGUUCCGAGGGCGGGCGGGCAGCGUUCUCUUCUCUGUCACCGGGCUGACUGCUGCCUGUGUAGCAGGAGCUCCAGCAGUAGCCAGUGCCCAAGGCCAAUGUGUGUUUAACAAUUUACCCAUUUAAAUGAGUACACAUACUUUUUCCUCAGCAAGUACUUGAGCAUCUGAGGGUGACUUCCUCUUUUUCUUUAACCUGUAAAUUGCAUUUUCUAAAGAUUAUGGAAGUUUGAAAAUUUGACUGUAAGAGAUGAAGUCCUGAUAAUUCCGAAAGACUAACUUUGUCAUUUCAGUGCAAAAACAAACAAUUGGUCAUUUCAGCCAAAUGAUUCAACCUAAGAUUUCACAGAAAUACAGCCUAAAUUAGGAUAAUUAGAUUAACCUUUUUGAAAGAACAGCAGACAUUUAUCUUGUUUAUUUAAAAGAUAUCUGUUACCUAUCUCAAAGAUUACUUAGCUAGGCGUGUUGAUGGCUCAGUUGGUUAAGUGGCUGACUUCAGCUCAGGUUAUGAUCUCAUGUUCAUGAGUUCAAACCCCGCACUGGACUCUGUACUGACAAGCUCAGACCUUAGAGCCUUUUUCAGAUUCUGUGCCUUCCGAAGCUCUCUGCCAACUCCCCGCUUGCCCUCUCUCUCUUCUCAAAAGUAAACAUUAAGAAAAAAUGCAAAGAUUACUUAGCUAAAUAAUGUAUACUAUUAUAGAGAGAGCCUUAAUUUGACAAACUACUUCAUAAUGUUACCUUUAAUUAAAACAAUAUAGUCACAAAGCAAAAACACUAAGGUUAUUUCAGCACAGAACAAUAAAUUAUGUUUUUCAUUUUUAGAACUGACAGUUACUACAUUAUUGAUUUUUGUUUUUCAAAUAAGUUCAGAUACAUAGCAUAAACAAGAGUAUUUUACCAUGAAGAAGGACAAUCUUGAAUUAUUUCUCCCAUUUAAAAAGUCUAGUCAGAAUCCCACUGGUUUUUUCAACCUUUAAGAGCCCAUUUGUCCCAUAAAUACAUAAAUAAGGUAGAACUUAGAACUAGGUUGUAGAAGUUAUCUAGAACAAGUGCUAUUAUCCCAAUGUAUAAUCAAUAUAAAAAAUUGAGAUAUUUUGAAUUUUUUUGUUUUUAUGCUAAGUUUUCAAAAUCAGGACUAUAGAUUACACCUUUAGGACAUCAAGUGCUCAAUAGCCACAUGUGACUGAUGGCUAAUGUUUUGGAACAAAACUGUUCUAGAACACUUCUAAAGCAAAAAUGACACAUGAAUUUCUAUGCUUAGAUUUGAGCUGCCUCAGUUUUCCACACUGAUGUGUUGGUAGGAGGCCAAAAACAAAAUGUCUCACAAAUGUCACAGACCGAAAUAUGUAAAAACUCUGUUGGCCACAUCUGUUUACUCAUGUGCUUCAAAGGAAUGUUUCCCAACAUGACUUUUAGAGAACAACACCUUCCUGGCCACUGCAAAAUUGUCUGUUUGCCACAGUCCCUCUAAUCCCACUUUGGGCCCUGGAAUCUUGACCGCCAGUUCGAGUCUCCUGAGUACCACCCUAACUUCAACAGUAUUCUAGUGCAUGAAAUCAUGUGUCCCCACCCAGGAGGGACCACACAUACAGACUCUUAAUAGGAUUUUGUAAGGCUGGACUGAGGUGGGCAUCAUUUUGUUUCAGGCAAUAUUUCAUUCUACAACCUUCCUGAAACAUACUAAAUUUGCAUGAUGAAGAUUAUAUGAGGAGGAUACAGAUAUCAUCCCAGUAACCCCCCCAAAUGAGAAAGACCAUUGGCUGGCACUUUUUAGAUUUCCUUAGAAUGGUUCAGUCAACACUGCCAUUAUACAUGGAUUCAAAGACUUAGAAUUUUCUUAUAUACUGCUAUUUUAGAAUAAUCCUCAAGGUUCUAGAGCCAUGGUUAGUGGCAAACUUAAAAAAGAAAGGAAUAGUUUGCCUAUUAUUGUGACCUCAGUUACAUAGUAUUUUAAACAUUUUUUCAAUUUAGAAUAUCUAGUAACCCCUAUUUCCAGUUUCACAUGCAAUAUAACUGUUGGUGGGUUGCCUACAGACGGAAGAUUUAAAGAGAGACAUUUUGUUUCAUAAUUCAGUUUUUAUUUCACAGAAGCAUGUGGUUCCAUUUCAAAUUGAAAAAAAAGAAGUAAAUGCCAGAAAAGGCAGAGUAAAAUUAGUAAACCAUUUAUUCUGUUCUAGGAUUGUUUUUGCUAAGCAAAUGCAAAAAAAAAAAAAAGAAAAGAAAGAAAGAAAAAGAGAGAAAAGAAAAAAAAGAAAGAAAAAGUCAACCCAGCACUUGGUUUUUCUGGACAAAGGCUGACUCCAUGUAAAAUGGAAAUAAGUAUACUGAGCAGAGUCAAUUACAUAACUACAAUGCCAUUAUGUAAUUUAUUUUCAUUGCAGAGUAUAGCCUGGUUAUGUAGGUCUGCUUUAGAUGGUGCAGAGUUUCCAGAUAUUUACCUACAUGAUCGGAUCUAUAAUAUCCUUACAAUCACUGUCUUUUCGGUCAUAUUCCAGUUUCCUUAGCAUUCAUCACAGAUAUGUUCCCGAUUAGAGUCGUUGCAUGCAGCCUUAAUAUUGAUAUUCCAAUAUUCAUAACUACAUGAUAAAUAGAAAUGUACCCAAUAAUUUUCUAUACAUUUUUUUCAAAGUCCUUUUCUUCCCCUGGCACAACUCAGGGUGAGUUUCUGGCUCCUUGACAAAUACAGGAAAGAAAAGAGCACUGGAGAGAUAUCAGCCACCCACCAUGGUUACCAGGUUCAGCAUUUCCUCUUUCUACAUUCUGAUCUACUAAGGACCAGUUUUUGUCAUUAUUACUCCUUUCAGAUAUCACCUAAGAUCAGAUAAUAUAAUCUCAGCUCACAAAGCCCAACCAUUUAUAUACUUACCUUGGAGAGCAAUAACAAACUUGACUAAUUUAUGUUGGCUUGUUUAAAAUUCCAAUUUUCAUAAAUGCUUGUGAUAUACUCUAGAGGAUUUGAUUGCAUGAUUUUAACUUCCUUCAAGACUCAGCCUUUUCCCUGUCACCUGGCCCAGAGGUCCACCUAGGGCAAAAUGGAAGCCUUGAAUGAGAGCGGACCAUCUGACUCCUUCACAGGAAUCAGACACUGCUCAGAAGACACUAGGCGUCUGACCUGGUUGAGCUUGAAUGAGCUAAAUGGAAGGAAACCUCUUCCCUUGCUCUGACUGAAAGUGAUGCUAUUUGAAUAUUGGUAUAUUGCCAUUAUUCAGUAUGAAAAAGUUGGAUUCCCCCAGUCAGUUACUCUUCCCUGUGUCAUGGUGUGCUAUCACUUGUCCCAACAAUGUUUUGCUCCGUCCUUCUGGCUAUCAGGCUGCCCUUGAGACUUGUGAGAUCCUCUAAAACCCUGGUAGGAGUAUCCCAGACUGGUUGGAGAAAUGGGGUUUCCUCAGUGGUCCGCAGUUUAGUUUGAAACUCUGGCAGUAAUGCUAAGACUACAAAAUCAUGCUUGUUAUUAUUAAUAAUUGUUUUCAGCACAUUUUGAAGACUGACCUGGAAAACCCAUGGAUAUGGAAUAUUUAUAUCUGUGUAAUUUUUGUUGUGACUCAUUGUUAAUAAUGACAUGUUUCAUAUUCAGUCAGUUAAAAUAAUACUAUUUUCCAUUAAAAAUACUGUUUUGGGGUAUUCCAAUACAAUAGGCUUAACAUCAGAAUUUUUGAAAGAUACUGUUUUCCCUAAGUGCUCUCACUCUGAUAAUCAGUUGUGGAUAAAAAUUUCCCAGGUUGGUCCUUUCUUUGUCCUUUCCUUGAUACAUGUAUAGUAGUUAAUCUGGUUUGUAAAAGAUACAAGUAAGUAUCACUCUAAAUUGAAAACUGUCAUCUUAUAACUGUGCCCUGUUAACCUGACCUAUCUUAUCGUCUAUCAUGCAGCGACUUACAUUAGCAGAGAGGACAAAUACCAUAUUCAUGAGGUAUUAUUUUGAUUACAUUUUUAUUGUUCAGGUUCUUAUGUUAGAAGUUCCCAAGGUGUUUCUAUUCGUAUACCCUUAGUCUCAGUAUUAUUUUCAUGGUCCUCCCAAAGCCAAAAGAGUCAUAUAACAUAUCCAUUUAUUAAGUACUGAGAUCCAAACAACAUAGUAUUGUAUUGCAUUCCAUAUCUGGUAGAUGUUGCUGUGUUUCCCUUGAAAUUUUAAAAUUUCUUGUAAGUUCACUAAGUGGGAACAGCAGACAGGGGUUUAAAAAGGUUUAAGUAAUUCCUUAUGCCCAAUGAACUAAGCAUAUAAGCAAGAGAUAUUAUUAUUAGUAAAUGAGUUAGAAGCUGAUGUUUAUACUUUCUUAUCUGAAUAUCAGUCAUUCUUUUAUCUAUGGUCUUUAUGAUAUACAUAUAAAACUCAUAUGUGCAUUUUUUAAAAAGCAACUUCCACAUAAUCACCCAAGGAAAUUAAAAUCUCCAAAGAAUAAUUUUCAGGAAUCAGGCAAACUAUGGUUCAUGGACCAAAUCCACCAGAGGCCUGUUUUUAUAAAUAAAGUUUUUAUUGGAACAUGACCAUGCUCAUUUAUUUAUAUAUUGUCUGGUUGUUUUCAUGCUACUUCUCUGUUAAGAAGUUUCAACAGAGACAGAACUGAAUAGCCCAGCAAAGCCUAACAUGUCUGGCUCUCUAAAGAAAAAAACCCUGGUGUUUCAUGGCACCUCAUGCUUUCUUGCUGAUAUCUAAGAAUAGAGAUUCCCAUGAUUUCCUCUACUUAAGGCUCUAAUUCCCAGAGGAAGCUAGGAGAGCUUUGUUUCUGUUGCAGAUGGUCCCACAACAAUAAUUGUGCUGUAUGUACAACUUAACACUGAAGUAACCUUAUAGAACUGAAAAUUCCAAAUGGUAUCAUUCCUAAAAAAAGGAAAUUUAGAAUAUGAACUGACUUGUUUCAGAGAGGAAUUAAAAAAGAUUUCUAACAUUUUGAGCAUGUUUUAGAAAUUUGAUCUUUAUAUUUAAAAUCACGUAAAUGACAUCUUACACUGAUAUUUGUUCACGUUUAAGUCAAUCUUCAGCUGUUAUGUUAGUAAACUAAGAAGUAAGAGAGCCUUUUGGCUUUGAAUUCUUCAGAAUAUUCUCAAGUAAUUUAUAACAACUGGAUUUUCAUUCAACCAAUUUUAGGAAAUAAUAUGCUUUAUUAUGUGGCUUUCUAUGACAAUGGCUGGCUCAUCAAUAGCUCACUGGCAGGCAAACAACCUUUUCUUUUAUGUAAGGAAACUACUUUCCAAUCCCCAUGUUUUUCUGAGGAUAUUCUGAGAGAUACUUCAUUUCUUUGAAAAGAGAGAAAUGCUUGCUUUUACUUUUCUUACAUAUUUAGAAAUCCAAGAAGGGCCCUUCUCUUAGUCUAUUUCUGUCACAGAGAAAUGAUUCAUUUCACAAUAUCUGCCUUAGGGGAAGCAGGUAACCCAGACAUUGAGAGAUGCAGGUGUGCAUGACCUUUGUUGACUUUGAACAUCUGUAGCCAAAGGUUACACAUGAAAUAUGGAGUAGAAAACCUAUUAUCAGCCUAUUAUUAGGAAUAUCUAAUAUUAUAUCAUGGUUCUAACUAAAUAAGAUACUGUUUUCUUUAAAGCUGUUGCAGUAAUUAAUAAUACGAUGUACUGCUGGGAUACACUCUAGGACUCAGGAGAAGAAGAGAUGAGUUGCUGCCGCUGCCUCAUGGCUGACGUGCAAGGCCGAGACAACUGGAACAGGAGAGGCAAGAGAUCAAAAGACUAGGAUUUGACGCUCUCACCUGCCCAUGUUAUUGAUUGGUCAGAGCUUGAAGGCAGUUGUUAAUAGAUUUACAUUCACAUUUCUACAUUUCUCUCAAUAAUUGGGUCACCCACUUCCCUUAGAAAUGAAUCAACCAAAGUCAGUAGCUAAUUUUCCCCUCAACCAUAAAUUAGACAGAAGUACUGGUUUAGGGGAUAUUAGGCCUAUAUCACAAGCACACUUUAAGGAAAUGAUUUGCCACUUUUGAAGCUUCCUAGUAGUGCAUCUCAGGCACCCAUUUUCUCAGUAAACUUUCAUGAGAAACAGUUAUGUAGAAUGAAGGAAUCAGAUGAAUUAAGCCCAGUGCUAUAUCCUCUAAGAGUGAACUUUUUACUUGGAGAGAAAAAAACAUGUGUACGCCGCCUGUGCCAAAUCUAAGCGAGGGAUGAAGUCCUCUAGGGAUGGAUAGAAGAAAAACCCAUCUGCCUGGAAUGAUGAUUGAGGAAAGCAUGAGAACAUAGGCUGGAUUUGAAGAUGGGGAGAGUAUUUGCAGGAAGGAAGGAGGAAGGGGCCAGGUCUGGCUGAGAAAUCUACGGAGUGGAAAAAUGCCAAGAAAAGUGGUGAAGGGGCAGUUCCGGAGUCAGAGGUCAAACUCUGCAGGGAAGUGUCACUAAGUUUGCAGAAGAGCCUUGGGUCUUGGGCAAAGUUUAAUUGGACAUUCUCACUCCUUUCUUCUGGGUGCAUAAGUGUGCAGCAUUUCCUUCAAGCAUCUAGCCCUCUGUGAUCUCCUACAUAGAGAUUGGCUAAUUUGGUGCAUCCCUAAUUAGAAUUUAAAAAAAAUCACCCAACACAUGGAAGACAUUUUUCAAGUCACUAGUUGAAACAAAGCCUCUGUCACUAAAAGCAAAAACUGUGCUGGUGAAGUCUGAGAGUAGACAAUGAUAGUGAUUUCUGAGUAAGCUUUGCAAAACUGCAAUAUCAGAAUAACUCCGUGACUUGCAAAUUGCCUCUUUGCCAAAGUGUGGCCAGUAGAGGCCCACAUCAAGGUUCCUUCUGCCAUAGUCAUAUUCACCUUUAAAUGAUGAGACCCGAAAGGGCGAGCCCCUAGAGUCACACCUUAAAGUUUAGACUUCGAGAUAACUUCUUUGAAAAAGCUAAGUCCCAGACAACCAAACGUGAAAUUUUCAGAACUGCUUUUCCCAAACUUGGGGCUGGUCCUGUCAAGGCCUUUCUUCUACCUCUCCCUCCCUCUUGCCUCUUUAAGCACCCUUCUAUAAAUCUCUUUUUAUAACACUCCUUGCAGGCAGCAUUUUACAUCCAUCUUCAAGAAACUUAUUUUUAAAUAUUUACCAGCUAGAGUUAGAUUACAGUAUAUACACUUUUAGUAGUCUUGCCCACUUUGCUGUCUCAGAUAAUGUCUGUGAUAAGUGCAUUACUCCUCAGGGCAAAUGGAAUGACAAAGGAUGGGACAAAGAAGGGACAAUGGUCGGCUGUCACCUGAGUGAUGAAAAAGAAGCAAAGACAGAUAACUGUGAGUACACAGAAAAUGCAAGUUAGCAGGCAUUGAGAAAGGAAUACUUCCUACCAGGGUUUUUCAGGCUUAUGACAUGAGCUGGUUUGUCUUUUUUAGUUUGACCUAAAGGAAAAAUUUGUAUUCCUGGGUCGUUGGAUAUUUGCUGGACUAAAGGGACAUAAGCUCACAGCAGCAUGGAAGAUUAGAUUAAUGGAAUACCGUUACAUACAGGAAAACUACAUCUCCAGUAGACUGCCAGUCAUUAGCCAGAAACAAGUGCAUGUAGUAUCUGGGGGACAAAGAAAAAAAUAUAAAUAUUUCAGUUUACACAGCCAAUCCCACAGGGUAUUUUCCCAAUGUCUGAAAAGUACAGAAAAAGGAGCUGUGAACAUUUCAUUUCUAAAUCUGUCAAAAUGGUGCUAUUGACUCCUUCAUACAGAGAUAUAUUAUAAUAUUUUUUAGGUAAACAUGUAAGCCGACCUAGGCCAUAAUGUAAAUACAGAAAAUGUUUGUAGAGAAUUCAUCCAGAUCAUACCCGUUUGCUUUUGAUUGAGCUACCCUAUUCUUCAAUGGCAGUGACUUGACCAGAGUUCUGCUUCCCACAGAUGGGACGCAGAGUCCUUGGCACUCUCAGCUACCCAAACCUGGGGUAGGCAACAUGAAAGCCAGAGACAGCUGCUGCUCCUUGGACUUGGAUUAGAUGACUAAAUGACUAAACAUGUUCAUUUUUUGUUGUUUCCUAGGAACAUAAAGGAAGAAUAUGUAACAUGUAGCAAAAUGGAUGUUGGUAGACUGUUGAAACUGACCUCAGUGAGGGCCAAUGUUACUUGUGCUAGUUCACCCAGAUGUGUCAGAGCAUGCCAAAAGAAGCAAAUACCUUACUGCUGCAAAAUCUGUAAAGCGAUCUGCAUGUACAGUAUGAUAAUAAAUCAUCUAAGAGCCCACCAAAA